GUAUAGCCCACAUUGGUAAAUAAAAUCAUACCCAUUUCUUCUACUUACAACAAACCAAUUGUAAUUGCUAUUACACAUGGAACCCGCACAAGUUAAACAAGCUCAUAAGCUUCUCACAGCAAUUUUGUUGCUCUCAUUUGCUAAUUUUGGAUUCUCUUUCCCUUCACAACCUCAAGCCAGCAGAAAAUGGCACAUGACUUCAGAUGUUAAAGAAGUAUCAGGGAAAUCCUAUGACUACAUCAUAGUUGGUGGAGGAACAUGUGGAUGUCCAUUGGCUGCAACACUGUCCCAAAAUUUCUCAGUUCUACUCAUAGAAAGAGGUGGUUCACCAUAUGGGAAUCCCUAUGUAACUGAAAGAAGGUUCUAUGGAUUUCCACUGAUUCAAACAGACAAAUACAUGUCAGUGGCACAGUUCUUCACAUCACAAGAUGGGGUUGCGAAUGUGAGAGGAAGAGUUCUUGGUGGUUCUUCAGCUAUAAAUGGAGGGUUUUACAGCAGGGCAAGUGAUGAGUUUGUUGGAAAAGCUGGUUGGGACAAGAAAAUGGUUAAGGAAGCUUAUGAGUGGGUUGAAUCCAAGGUUGUUUUCCCACCUUUUUUUCUUAGUCCUUGGCAAUCUGUGGCAGAGUUUAGCCUCCUUGAAUCUGGGGUUUUGCCGUACAAUGGGUAUAGUUUGGAACAUGUGAAGGGGACAAAGAUUUCUGGGAGUGUGUUUGAUGCAUUUGGAAAGAGGCAUACCUCUGCUGAUCUUUUAGAUGCUGGGAACCACAAGUCCCUCACUGUUCUUGUGAAUGCCACAGUCAAGAGCAUCAUCUUUGAUCACAAUGGAACCAAGAAUGAAACAAGAGCCAAGGGCAUAAGGUUCAUCGAGAGCCAUGGCAGCUUGGAACAAACCCAUGAAGCAUACAUCAAGAAACACAAGAAUUCAAGAGGUGAUGUAAUAUUGGCAGCAGGUGCAUUAGGUAGCCCCCAAUUACUAUUGCUAAGUGGCAUAGGACCAAAAGAGCAACUCAAAAAGUUCCACAUUCCAUUAGUUCUUGACAUGAAAAAUGUUGGGAAAGGAAUGCAAGACAAUCCAUGCAUAGCAGUAUUGGUUGAUUCGAAGCCGCAGAACAGAAUACCUGAUCCACCACAAGUUGCUGGCAUAACAAGUGACUUAAAGAUUAUAAUUGAAGCAGCAAUAUUACCCUUGAGUUCUAAUUCAACAAGGGUCAAUGUUGCUGCAAAGAUAGCAUUCCCUUCCUCAAAAGGGUUUCUUGAACUGAGCAACACAGACCCAAGAUUGAACCCUACAGUGAGAUUCAACUAUCUAGCAAGUGAAGAUGACAUGGAAGAAUGUGUCAACAUGACUCAACUACUUAACAAGAUUGCAAGGUCGAAAUCCAUCGCGUUCUUCCUUGGCGAAUCGAGCCAGAACAAAUUGGCAUCCGCCGAGGAUGAUAUGAGAAAAUUCUGCAAGAAGAAUGUUAGAACGAUUUAUCACUAUCAUGGGGGUUCCCUUAUUGGAUCAGUGGUUGAUAAGGAUUAUAGAGUUUAUGGUGUGAAGGGUUUGAGGGUGUUGGAUGGGUCAACCUUUUCAGAGUCACCAGGGACAAACCCAAUGGCUACACUGCUUAUGCUUGGAAGAUACCAAGGGAUCAAGAUUCUGAGAGAAAGGGAAGGGAUCAAGUGAUUCAAAACAAAUUAUUAUUCUUGUUAACAUGUUUUGCAAAAAUCAAUGUGUGUAAACAAAUAAAGUCAGCAUAUAGGAGCCUAACAAAGUCUACUUUUCUUUUUCUGGGAAGUUUAAUGGAAAAAAAAAAAAUGCACUUUGCAAAUCACAAUUUUA
Arachis stenosperma is the source of this 1825-nucleotide messenger RNA. Its product is annotated as protein HOTHEAD-like. The transcript is spliced from 3 exons. NCBI's taxonomy places the organism in Eukaryota, Viridiplantae, Streptophyta, Magnoliopsida, Fabales, Fabaceae. The coding region runs from base 77 to 1669 and encodes 530 amino acids. The record is from RefSeq and is a predicted model, not a curated record. Gene Ontology annotation, molecular function: flavin adenine dinucleotide binding; oxidoreductase activity, acting on CH-OH group of donors.